Messenger RNA from Cyprinodon tularosa, 2292 nucleotides. It is a transcript of the gene guca1d, whose product is annotated as guanylate cyclase activator 1d. The transcript has 4 exons. Gene Ontology annotation, molecular function: calcium ion binding; calcium sensitive guanylate cyclase activator activity. The record is from RefSeq and is a predicted model, not a curated record. The coding region runs from base 199 to 768 and encodes 189 amino acids. NCBI's taxonomy places the organism in Eukaryota, Metazoa, Chordata, Actinopteri, Cyprinodontiformes, Cyprinodontidae.
CUAAGAGGGUUAGAGAGUCUGACUUUUAGUCAGCGCCUGCAGACACAGCAGUUCGGGUUCAGCUCCGAGGUUCUGCUGAUUUUUCCAAGAUCUUUGUCCCAUCAGGAUUGCAAACCUCAGCCUGCAGACGUUCCUCAUCAGACUGAGAGGAGGCCUGCAGCCUCCAUCCUGUUGCUGAGACCCCGUCCUCCUGCUGCCAUGGGGAACCACGGCUCCAACAUGGAUGACAUCCUGGCUGAGGACAUGCACCACUGGUACAACAAGUUCAUGAAAGAGUCUCCAUCGGGCCUCAUCACGCUGUUUGAGUUGAAGGCCAUCCUCAACUUAAAGGGUAUCACAGAGAACGCCAACAGCUACGUGGAACAGGUCUUCUUCACCUUUGACAUGGAUGGGGAUGGCUAUAUUGACUUUGUGGAGUACAUUGCUGCCAUCAGCCUGCUGCUAAAAGGAGAAAUCAACCAGAAGCUGAAGUGGUACUUCAAACUGUUCGACCAGGACGGCAAUGGGAAGAUAGACAAGGAUGAGCUGGAAACCAUCUUCACAGCCAUCCAGGACAUCACACGGAACAGGGACAUCGACCCGGAGGAGAUCGUCACGCUCAUCUUUGAGCGGAUUGAUGUGAAGGGUGAAGGUGAGAUGACGCUGGAAGAGUUUAUCGACGGAGCCAAGGAGCAUCCGGACAUCAUGGAAAUGCUGAAGAACCUGAUGGACCUGACGCCGGUUCUGGAGAUAAUCGUGAACGGCCGAGAGUCCGCCAUCCAGAACUGAAGACCAGAGAUCACGAUGUAACGGCCGAUUAAGCGAAUGGCAGGAUUCCCGGUGGACGUCUAAAAUCUACCCAUCAAUGCGAUCCAAACCCACAGAACCUCACGCUGACCCACAUCCACGGCGAUUCUGAUCCAACUCUUCCACCCGUCCUUUUCCUCAAAGGUUCUCCUGGGAAGAUCUGGGGAUUUUCAGAUCGGAAGCGGCUGAUUUUUUUUAGGACUGAAGUGUCUCCCUGAUGGAUUCCAUGAAACAUUAACUUCAGUUCCUUCAGAGAGUAAUAAUAUUUAGGUUGGUUUUUAUUUAUUUUGGAAGGGAGGAUCUUUGAGCACUUUUACCCACCAAGAUUUAUGACUUUUUAUACAAUAAUUAUUAAAUGAGAGGAUUUAUUGACAAUAUUUUCCAUCAUAUUUGAUCCCAAAGAUCUGUCUGGUUUCCUGUUGCUUUGAGGAGCCGAGAAAAAGUUGGGAUCCAUAUUUAUAGAGAACUUCUCAGGCGUUUUUUCUGAACCCAGGAAGGAACUUUACCUCUUGAUGGCCUCUGAUGUCAUUGGAAGUAUUUAGUGGCAAUGUGUGACUGAAACACACCGAAAGUCCUCUUGAAACAUUUAAAGAUCAAUUAAUCCUCAGACUCUGCUCCUCCUGCUCCAGUCCAUGAACCAUCGCAGGUCAGAGCAGGAAAAUCCAGGCCAGCGGGACGGGCUCUGAAGGACGGAUUUAUCUCACCUAAUGCAGGAUUUACAGCUUCCUCUCAUUAAGGAACCAACAGGUUCCUCAUGGAGGAAAACCAUCGUCAGAAAUGAGAGACCCAGAAUGAAACAGCUGCUGACAUCGAGUGGUCAACAAGAAAAGAUUCUGUUUAUUUUCAGGAUUCUUUUUCCAGAAGGUGAAUAGAUAGGAAAGUUCAAAAUGUGGCCUUUAGCUUAAAGAAAAUCUUCACAUGUUUGGUUAUUAUGACAUUUUUCCUUUUUUGGGCCCAAAUUCCAUCCAUGUGUGGUUCUUAAAAAUAAAUCAAACCCAUUCAGCAAAUAUAUUCACACCCCAAAUAUCAUAAACGAUAUCCUUCGGUCUCUGAGGUUCGUUAGCUCUGUGAUGGAAACCUCUGGUGGCCAUAUUUCCCUCUGCAGCCUAAAAUGAACGGAAUUCAGUCUGAAGCCGAUUUAACCAAAGUGACAUAAAAAUGUGACUUUCAGCUGAAUAAUCUGUCCGUCUCUGGCUAAUCAACACUCAACUGACACUUAAAGACAAACUUGUUUUAUCUUCAGCUGAAGGAAAAACUUCAGCAUUCAUCAAAGCCAACUGGCUCCCUGUUGGUGAGGACGUAGGAACUCUUCAAGAUUAUUCUCUGCUUAAAAUAACCAACAUAUCAGAAAUUAUUGAUCAUAGAAUCAGUUUGGAGCUCGCUCUGAUGGCGGCCAAAGCAAUAACCUGGUGUUCAUAAAAUCAUAUCAGAUUUAAAGGCACUUUUAUUGUACAUGGUACUGAUAUUUGUGUUUUGUUGCCUUAUUAAUAAAGUUUUUGAACAAAC